Petromyzon marinus (sea lamprey) is the source of this 7426-nucleotide messenger RNA. RefSeq names its product guanine nucleotide-binding protein G(I)/G(S)/G(O) subunit gamma-10-like. Gene Ontology annotation, biological process: G protein-coupled receptor signaling pathway. Gene Ontology annotation, cellular component: heterotrimeric G-protein complex. NCBI's taxonomy places the organism in Eukaryota, Metazoa, Chordata, Hyperoartia, Petromyzontiformes, Petromyzontidae. The record is from RefSeq and is a predicted model, not a curated record. Gene Ontology annotation, molecular function: G-protein beta-subunit binding.
UGGGGGAGGGGAGGGGAGGUGCAGGCGGAAAAGGCGCGGCCGCGUAGGAUUAUCAUCGUUCGUGGCUGUUGCGUGGAGAAGGAAGGAGGCGAGUAAGCGAGCGAGCAGAGAGGAGAUAUAACGAGAGAAGAGAGGAAGAGAUAAAGGAAGGAAGGAGGAGGAGGACGAAGAGGAGGACUAAGAGAUGUCGAACAACGCGGGCAGCAUCUCGGCCAUGCGGCGGCUUGUGGAGCAGCUUCGCGUUGAGGCGAGCAUGGAGCGAGUGAAGGUGUCGCAGGCGGCCGCGGAGCUGCAGCAGUACUGCCUCCAGAACGUGCACAAGGACGCGCUGCUCACGGGCGUCCCUGCUGCAACCAACCCGUUCCGCGAACCGCGCUCCUGCACCGUGCUCUAGGGCGCCACGCUGCAACGCGCACGGAACACUGUGAUGUUGCCAUCUCCCGCGACUUACAGACAGACGUCCGCAAACAAGUUUACAAGACUCCGGAAUCCAGCCUUUCCCAGGGUGGGGACCACUCCGGGAUUUUGACAGCGCCAGAGCUUCGCGAAAUCAUGCUUCCCUUUUCUAUAAAACGCACGCGGACGCACACACACGCACACACACACACACGCACGGUAGCACUGGCAGCGAUGAACGUACGCAACCGGCUGCCCCCCACCAAACAGCCCCCACCCUCCUCAUCCUCCUAUUGCCCACGGUGCCAUUUUCACACGACCAGCACGGCCGGUGUGUUCUCGUCAAUUUUUUUUUUUUACGAAUGAAGUCUAAAACGACGCGUUUCUUAGCCAGUGUGAUUUUUUUGAACGGAUUUUUAUCUUUAAGUUGACUGACGGACACCCCCGCUAGAAGAACCAAAAUAAAAUCGCCAGGGUGGGGGGGGGAGCCGAUCCCUUCUUCUGCUGCAGAGGUUUUUGUUUUGUUAAAAUAAAGGUUUGUGCGUUUUCAGAGUUUGACAUCACUGGUGCUGCCAUCAUGCGAUUUUCUUGUACUUGGGGGCGACAAUUCCGCGAUUUUAGUUUUUUACGUCGGGGUGGGCGGGGGGUGGGGGAUUGCUUCGAAUGCAGGAUUUUAAAUUUAACGUGCGGUGCCUGUUAAAGUGCGGUUGCUUGCGUCGUGCGCAUUGGCGUGAGGUCGUGGUGGUGUACGUGUUUGCGGCGAGCGGCAAGUCCGGUCGUUGGCGCACUGCGCUACAAAGCCCGGCGACCCGAGUUCGAUUCCCGCUCACCACCGUCGAUGUUGGUGAAUGUUCUCAAUCAGUCCUGGGCCCUCUACCUAGGACGCCUCGGCCUUAAAUAAAGUGCCCGGUGUGGUUUGUAAACAUCAGCACUGGGGAGACAAAGCCAGCCCGGAUGUGGUGUUGGUCACCCACCUCCUUGUACACCGUGCUGACCUUAAAUAGGUGUUCACUUAAGGCUUCUGCCAACAGUCUAUUGAAGGCUAUACUGGGGAUCUUGGUUCGUAUGUGUGGCACAAGUGUGUUUGAGCGUGCCGGUAAUUUCGCUGUGUGGGUCUUUGCUUGUUAAUGUUCCAAGGUGGAAGGGUUACCAGCCCAUUGCACCCAUCCAGAGCCGUCGCUAUACACACAAAAAACAGACCUCAAGAAAUUAGUUUUCAAUCUAGAUUUAAAAGUGCCUGGCUUCCUAAUAUCGGAAGGGAAGAGCGUUCCAGACGGCCGCAGAAGCACAUCGUAAAGCGCGACAUGCCAGCGACCGCCUAGGUUCGGAUGGCCAGCCAAAAGCCGCCGCCGCUGCUGCUGCGAGGAUGACUGGAGAUUGCGAACUGGAGCAGUGCAGCAAAAUCUCACCGCUUGCUGAAGGUUUCCACGUCGGGUCUCGGGGUGCGGUCCUUGACCGACACUCCACUGCUAUUCCCCCCCCACGUCUCGUACGUGCCACGAUUGUACAAUAACCACGUCGCCACGUCGAGCGGUGUACAAUGCACGUUUUGCUUGCGCGAUGCACGUUGUAUCGCCUUGCGUCGGGUGCACGAAGACCGCCGCUGCUUCAGCGUUAACCAAAGUGGCUUGGUGAAACCCUCAUCCAGCAGUGGAUUGACCAUGGCUGUUGGUAAUUUUUGACAAUUCUCCAUCGAGUUAAAUCGCUGUGCGCAAUCGAUGUUUUGAAUGCCUACAAAACGCCCACGUGGCUCGGCCCGUCUGGAGUGUUCGGUCACGAUUUAACGCGUGUGUGAGGGUUUUCUGUACGCGGGCAUGGAACGUGCGUGUGGCACAAGUGGUACGAUCGCGGAACCGUGCGUGGUACGAGCGCGGAACCGUGCGAGGUGGCGUUUAGGGAGAGCCCUUGUGCAGCCCUUGGUGCGCUGCGCUACCAACCCGGAGACCCGAUUUGGAGUCCUGCUCACGGUUAAUGUCAGUGACGAAUAACCGGGCCUCCCCCUAGGGCGACUCAGCCGCAAGUUGGUACUUGAUGCGGUGUGGUCAUCGUAGGUGCUUCACGUUAACAGCACUUGCCCCAGCAGUCUGUUAAUGGCUUUACGGGGGAUCUUUGGAGUAGUGCGUGUGUUCAUUGACGUGCCAUGUUAUUCCUUUAAUAAUAUUUUGAACUCGAACCUUUACAUCCAUUUGGGGAAAAAAUAUAAUUGCAAAUAUGAUUUAAAAUCAUGGCCUGCAGUUACGCUACCAAUAUUGUUUCUUACAAAAAGAUGUAUUUUUGUGCUCAUCUUUGUAGCCAAAAUACGUAUCGUCAGCGUUAACAAUCGGAAACGGCGAAGAACGUCGAAAUUGUUCGUAUACACACCAAAGUGUUUCUCCUCCCAACGGAAAACUUCGUAAUCUUAAACUCGCCUUCCAUGUGCCAUUGCGUUAAACAUCUCAGCCGGUUUAAAAAAAAAUAUUUCUUUACCUUAACGGGUACAGAAAUUUGUCCCCUUUUUUUAAACAAAUGUAUUCCUGUGCGUGGCCUGAGAACGACGGUGUUGCUUUGUGUGGCCUGAAAACCACGUGGUCUUGCUUCGUGUGGCCUGAGGACCACAUGGUGUUGCUUCGUGUGGCCUGAGAAACACGUGGUCUUGCAUUGUGACCUGAGUGACCACGUGGUCUUGCUUCGUGUGACCUGAGAACCACGUGGUCUUGCUUUGACCUGAAAACUACGUGGUCUUGCUUCGUGUGGCCUUAGUGACCACGUGGUCUUGCUUCGUGUGGCCUGAGAACCACGUGGUCUUGCUUUGACCUGAAAACUACGUGGUCUUGCUUCGUGUGGCCUUGGUGACCACGUGGUCUUGCUUCGUGUGGCCUGAGAACCACGUGGUCUUGCUUUGACCUGAAAACUACGUGGUCUUGCUUCGUGUGGCCUUAGUGACCACGUGGUCUUGCUACGUGUGGCCUGCUUACUGCAGAGUGUUCUGCGCUUGAUCGCUUUGCUCCAGGGGGUGUCGUGUGGAAGCCUUGUUCAGCGCCACCUUGGCUGGGUUACACGGGGCAAUAUUAAAUUAUGCAUAAUUGUGUUCGUGGCAAAGCUGUGGUAACUCAACCGUGUGACGGAACAAUGAUUACUCCUUCACAGCCACCGUUUCGUUUCUUUGAUCUGUUGCGUGGGGACCGAUGAGAGCCGUCUGCGAUUGGAUCGAAUUCGUCACGUACAAGUAUGAAACCCGUGCACACGUGUUGUGGUUUUACUCUCCAACGCACCGGCGUGCUGAACGAGUAACGAAUUGGCACGUUUUGUUUGCGUGAUAAAACCUUUUUGAUUGUGUUGGGUGGUAGCGGGUUGAACGACACAUUCGUAUUUACGCGAACUGACCCCAAAACAUCCGUUAUGGUGCUUAUCCUGGUUAUGAGUACAGUAGUUGUACGGGGCUUUUUUCAGGAAAGGAUGUAUACAUUUAAAAUGCAACCCAUAAGGUUUUGUUACGAAGAAUUAAUCGGCACUCAAGUCCAGCAACAUUUUUAUUUAAUCGCAAGUCCCUGUGCCGAUUUCGCCCUGAACGGUGCUGUUUGUUGCUGGUGUUUUAAGGACCUUUUUGGGCCUGUGGCUCGGUUUAAAUAUACACGGGUGACACAAAAGUCAUGUUCAGUUUGAACAAAUCACGUAGGGUUAUGAAAUUUAUUUUCACCAAUGUUUAACAACGUGUAGAGGCUUUCUCGACCAAUAUCCAUAAGAGGUGUUUUUUUUGUUGGGUUAGAUCGGGUAAAUAUGCGUCGUUAAACUCGCCACCAUCCGACACAGACAAUCAGUAAGGGGUUUGUCACGUAAACAAAACUUGCCAACACGUUACGAGUUCAGCACUAACUGGUUUUGUGUUGGAGAGUAAACCCACUGCAGCAUUUACAAUUCGUUUCGCCGGUAAUUGCAACCAGCAUCGUCAGGAGGACUGCCAGAAUUGUGAAUAAAUCCUCCUGUUGUUUCGGUCUUAAAUAUUUUAACGAAUGUUCAAACUGACUUACGUUAAUGCGUGCGCCGCGACAUUUUCUUAUUAGACGAGACAAAAGUUCAUCUUCGUUGCUAUUCCUAUUCCAUUUUUUUGAUCGUCACGUGAAAAGGAAGAAUAAAAAACAAUUGAUGUUAAUAAUGAUAAUAGGGCUACUAUUAACUUAAAAGUUAAACAAUUCACAUGUUGUAAUGCCAGUGUUAACAUAGAUUAAAUAACCCCUUCGUGAUUUGUUCAAAUUAAUACAACCCUGUAUAUUAAAAAAAAAUUGCCUUUAGCAUUCGGCACAAUAAUAUUUGUUUAAAUUUUAAUCCUCUGAAUCUGGGAACUAUUUGGUUGUAUUUUUAAGAAGACGUUUUUUGUUCUUUUCAUUUUGUUGUUGGCCAAAGCUGGUGAUGUUCAGUUGGUAAUUAGUCCCAAACGUUACACAGAAUUAAAUUAAAGGCCACGUUACCAUCGGCCGGAGGGUCACGUUGCACUGACGUCACUGUGUGCCGUUUGUUCGCAAGCGCAGUGUGCCGGGUUGUGUGACACCUUGUGAAUGCGUGCGCCUGUGUGCAUGUGUUCGACUCGACCUCAAAUACGAGUACCUGGUGCGGUGGAGUAAACAUCGCCACUGGGGAGACAAAGGCGGCCGUGCGUGGAGCGGGCCACCCACGUGUGCCGUGUCGGCCUUCAUAGGUGCUCGAUAAAAAGGCACUUGCUCCUAUGGUCUGUUGUGGCUAAAUGGGGGAAUCGCUAUCUUUGUUGUGUUACUCAGCCUCAAAUGAGUGCCUUGUCCAGUGGUGUGUAGUAAGCGUCGCCACUGGGGAGACAAAGGCGGUCGGGCGCGGUGCUGGCCACCCAAACCCCCUCGUGUGCCAUGCGGGCCUUUAUAGGUGCUGCUACUCGCUAACAGCACUUGCCCCCAACGGUCUGCUCAGGCUGUACCAGGGUUCUUUGCCGUUUGGUUUGGGCGAGAAGUGGUUACGUACUAACCCCGAUGGCUUGAAUUAAGUUCCUGGCCACGGCUAACCAUUAAUGGUGGUUAUCUGCCUUAAAUGUUCCUACUGCGGUGAGGAACCGAGGUGGCGAGAUGUAAUCUCCCUCGCUUGCUAUGCAGGAGGCCGUGGGUUCGAUCCCUGACCCUGACGCUUUUAUAUCUCUCUCCGUGGUCCCUUGGAUUGAUUGUUUCUCUUCUCUGAGGCCCUUCGUCUUUUCCCUCCACGUUUAGAAUCAACAUCACGCGUUCAGCGUUUUGGCUGCUAUACAUUUCCACGAUGAUAAGCCACUUCGGUUGCGCUAUCAUUUGUGGCCAGGUCGCUUCCGAAAAAACGGCAGUAUAUGUAUGCAUGUCGAACUAACUUCCUUCGCACCGCACGUAGCCGACCCGUGCCAAUCGGAGGUGCGAUUAGCACGGUUGGCAACGUAUAGAGUGGGCCUUACCGUGCUGAGAGGAUAGGAGGGGGGGGAGAUUAAGUGGUGGAAUUGCGAUAACCCUAACCACCCUCGAUCCCAUUAAGGUCGUGUUGGUCUUAACGGGUGCUCGCAAACAGCGCUUGCCACAAGUCUCUACGGCUAUCGGGUGAUAUCUGUAUAUUUGUGUUUUUUUUUAAGUUAAUCCUCCCAUAGGGGAAGGGGGGGUGGGUGGGGUGGGAACUCCCCCUCAUUAAAAUAAUUGACUGAACACAUUCCGAGCAGGACUCUCUCUCUACCUGACACGGAAGGCUUGAGGCUUGGAUGAGGCUUUCCUGGAUACAAGGCACACGCGAUCGUUAUUUUAUGCGACCCGGUGGAGUCGAGGCUCGGUGUUUCCCCGCUCAAAGGGAGAAAUUGGGUGGCACGCUCUGGCUCCACAAACGGCUCAUGAAGCUGUGGCCGAAAUUCAGUGUUCCCAUGGCGGGGAGCCAGUUAUGUGUCGUGCAGUAAUUCAUUAUUUUUGUUGACUUGCUGCAAAGUGGUAACUAUUUAACUGACCUCGGAUAGGAUGAUGGCCUGAGUCAACCCCAGGGUCUGGGAUCGGGACUCUUAAAAAAACUUUCCAAAUGAUGAAAUGGUACUAACCGUGUCACCUGGACCGGUGAAGUGCGGAUUAAGAGUGUCGUCUUAAUUAAUUUGGCUAAAUACCAGCAAUGGCCCGUUUCAAAAAUCGGUUUUGACCUAUCAUGCGGCAACCGUUACUCCCACAAGGCAGAGCGGGCCGGAAAGGGCUGCCCUACAUCGAGUUCGUGCAUGUACGUCGAACUUCUUUCGCACCGUACGUAACCAUCCGUGAUACUCGGUGGUGCGGUGGAAGGACAACAGACUAAACACAAAACAGUUCGGAAAAAAAUGUAUCUAGACGAUUGAAAAGUGCACCGCUCCGGUGGCUUCCUAAUAUCGGAACGGAAGAGCGUUCCAGACGGCCGCAUAAGCCCAUCUGGAAGUGCCGCGCGAUGCGGUGACCCCACCGUUGUCUUUGUUCGAUGACUCGGCCAAAAGCCGCCGCCGCCGCUGCUGCCGCGAGGAUGACCCAGAGUGUCACGUGACGAUGAUUCAUGCUCCUCGAGAUCACCGACGAAGCAUCGUGGUUCAUUGGUUGUCGCUAAGUGCUUUGUGUGCGCGCGCGAUUAAAAAUGUGGGACUCCGUCGCUUUGAGAGUUUCCCCGGCGGGUUGUCCUGCCUCGCGAAACGACGCCGGUGCGAAGCGAAGGCUUUGUCAUAAAACUUCUGUUUUUUUUGUUUCGUUUAAACCGGCGUGAGAAGUCGCGAGCGUGUGAGCCGGGUCACCGAGAAAUGGCAAAACAAGGUACGGCGACCCGAGGCGAAUGGAAAUUGUUAAUGUAUGAAAUGCAAUUCCGAUAGCACAUUUGCGCACGCGUGCGAGGGUUGUUAACCUUGUCGGGGAGGCUAGGCAGACGUGAAUUGCCGUGCUGACUUAGAGGAGGAUGAAACCCUCAGUUGCGUUGUGGCCUCCUCUUCCCACAUUGUAUUAGCCAUGGCCACGGGUUUUAACAUUGUUAUAUUAUUACUGAAUUUGAUUGCUUUUUUUUGUCGUGAAUAAAAGUCAAUCCAUCCCGC